This is a messenger RNA of Salvelinus sp. IW2-2015, 4091 nucleotides long. The record is from RefSeq and is a predicted model, not a curated record. NCBI's taxonomy places the organism in Eukaryota, Metazoa, Chordata, Actinopteri, Salmoniformes, Salmonidae.
AUGGUGAACCUGCGCGAAAGAAUGAGGCCCAUACGAAUCCUGGGUUUUGUGUUCAGCCUGGUAGCCAUAAGCGCUAUCUCCUUUUCCUUCAGUGCCUUGACCUGGAGCUCAGGGACCUACUCAGAGCCGCUCCGGCCCCAGGAGGCCAUCCUUCAGUCUGGCCCAACUCCACACAGGACUCUACUUUCCACACAGCACCAGAGGGACCCCAAUGUCUCAGCCGACAUUCCCGUGGCAAUGAGGUCUUCGGCAGACGGCAACGAGAGCCAGGGGGACUACCCCACGGACCUGUUCACCCUGGAGGAGAGGCGCCAGGGCGCUGUGGUGCUCCACAUGUUUGGGAUGCUGUACAUGUUCAUCUCUUUAGCCAUUGUGUGUGAUGAGUUCUUUGUGCCCGCUCUGACAGUCAUCACAGAGAAGCUGGCCAUCUCUGAUGAUGUGGCGGGGGCCACCUUCAUGGCGGCAGGCGGGUCGGCGCCGGAGCUCUUCACUUCAGUCAUUGGUGUAUUCGUCUCCCACAGCAAUGUGGGCAUCGGGACCAUUGUGGGCUCAGCUGUCUUCAACAUUCUCUUUGUCAUUGGAAUGUGCGCCAUCUUCUCCAGGGAGAUCCUCAAUCUGACCUGGUGGCCCCUCUUCCGUGACGUCUCCUUCUACAUCAUGGACCUGAUCAUGCUCAUCUGUUUCUUCCUGGAUAACUACAUCUCCUAUUGGGAAAGUAUUGUGCUACUUUCAGCCUAUGCCGCCUAUGUGAUCUUUAUGAAGUUCAACAGCAACGUGGAGGGCUUCGUGAAAGGCUGCAUGAACAAGAAUCAAGUGGUGGAGGUGGAAGUGCAGCCCAAGGCUGUGAGUCCCGGGGCACCAGAGGAUGAGAGCAAGCUGUCGGCUAGGCCCCGGCUUCAGAGAGGUGGUAGCUCAGCCUCCCUGCACAACAGCCUGAUGAGAAACAGUAUCUUCCAGCUUAUGAUCCACACACUGGACCCUCUCAGUGAAGAAUUUGCUGAUUCUGGAAAAUUCAGAGAAAAGGCAUCCAUCCUUCAUAAGAUUGCCAAAAAGAAAUGCCAAGUAGAGGACAGUGAGAAGGCUAAUGGAGUAGCCAGCCGGUCAGAUAAAAAUCUUCCAAACAGCUCAAAUGUCGAGGUGGAAGUCACACCACCAAUGAAUGGUACUGCAGGACAAGAAGGGGAAGCUCCGGCUGAGGAUGAGGAGGAAGAGGACCAGCCUCUGAGCCUGUCCUGGCCAGAUACCAUGCGCAAGCGUUUCACCUACCUCAUCAUCAUGCCCAUCGUCUUCCCUCUAUGGCUAACACUGCCUGAUGUCAGGAAACCAACUGCAAAGAAGUUCUUUCCCAUCUCAUUUCUGGGUUCUAUCUGUUGGAUUGCUGGAUUCUCCUACUUAAUGGUGUGGUGGGCUCACCAGGUUGGAGAGACCAUUGGGAUUACAGAAGAGAUUAUGGGCUUGACUAUAUUAGCAGCUGGUACCUCCAUCCCUGACCUAAUCACCAGUGUCAUUGUUGCACGGAAGGGGCUGGGGGAUAUGGCCGUGUCCAGCUCUGUGGGCUCCAACAUCUUUGACAUCACUGUUGGCCUGCCGUUCCCAUGGCUACUCUGGUCCAUCAUCAACAACAUGCAGCCUGUGGCGGUGAGUUCUAACGGGCUGUUCUGCGCCAUUGUGCUGCUCUUUCUCAUGCUCAUCUUCGUCAUCAUCUCGAUUGCUGCCUGCAAGUGGCGGAUGAGCAAGCUGCUGGGCUUCAUCAUGUUCGUGCUCUACUUAGUUUUCCUGGUGCUCAGCGUUAUGCUGGAAGACAAGAUCAUCGCCUGCCCUAUAUCCAUCUGAGACCCCUCCACUCCUGCCACAAAAUGUUCACUCCUUCUACAGGAUACAAGAAGCAUGGGGAUGGGAUAGAGGAAAUACACUCAAAAAAACUUACAGAAUAAGGGCGCAUGAUUUGGCUCGGCUGAUUCACUGGACGGCUAAACCUGAGCGGAAGUAGAUAAUAAUAAUAAUAAUCAUCAUCAUAAUGAUAAUAAUAAUAAUACAAAAUAUGAUUAUUAUUUUGGGGCGGGGGUUGUAGAUGACCGGGGGAUGUAGUUUUUUGGGAUGGGGGGUGUAUUAGCCAGGUAGAGGAGCAACUAUGCCGUCUUAUGCAUGUCACUUGUUUUACUAGAUCAGUGGACUACUCAGUAGAUUGAGGAGGCUGAAGGAAGUACACAAGAGACUUCUGACAAAGCUGUGGUGGCUGAGCCUGGCAUGAAACACCAGAGGUGCAACAAUAAUACUUUCUGCUUCAGGACAGAUUGUGAGAAACCUUUUUGAAUAAGACUUUGGAUGACACUCUUUAACUGGUUUCACUGACUGACCGGAUGACUUCACUCGACUUGUCACUCCAGUGUUUGUUGUAUAGUGAGUUUGAUGAUGAUGAAGGGAUGUUGCUGAUACUCCACACAAUGUGUGGAUUCACACAAGACUAAAAUAUGGUUUGGAGCCAUGAUUAUCUCCUCUCUUGUGUACUUAGUGACCAAGCAUCAAAAGAUGAAACAGUCCAAGCAGUUUUGCAUGCAGAGCUGGAGAUAGGAACUGAUUUUUGCAAAUGUAUCUUUUGCUUUGUCCAAAAGACUGAAGUUCAAAUAUUCCAUCUCCCCUUCUGGAUGUCAUUGCUCACCAUGUCUGUUCAGAAGAUUCAUGUAUUAUUUUUGGAUUGACACACUAGCUCUAAUUACUAAAAUAGUAGUAGCCCAGUUGUACUGUAGCAGUAACAUGUACUCUAGGUGUUGGAUCUAGCCUCUUCCUGGGUCUUGAUAGGCCUACUUAUGAUCUUAUCCACUUCUCCACCCGCCAUUGGACAUAAGAGUUCAUAUUGUACAGAGCUUGCCAUGCUUCACACACCAAUUGGAUAUGUAAACUCUACUGGAAAUGUUUAACUUGAAACCCAAUUCAAUCAAUUGCAGACAAAUGAAAAAACGUAACAUAUAUGACUCAAUGUUUAAGCUGGAAUAUAAGGACAGAUGUGGUUGCACAUCAAUAUACAAAGACUACAGAUACGAUUCAAAAUUGAGAUAAGAGAAUGAAGCUGAUACUUUUGUAUGAAUCAUUUUUUCAGACCUCAAUUUGGAAUAACGCCAAGAGAUUGGGGUUGUGUCUAUUUACAAACAUUUAACAACUCUGACACACAGUGUAAAAAUUAUGAGUGAAACCACAGGGUAGUUAAAAAAAGUAAAAUAGUAAAAAUCUGCACUUGAUUGAAUUGGCCUUAUCUGCAGCCUCUCAAACUAUAUAUUAGCUUCCAAUAUUCUUCACUCUGAAUAAGCAAAGCAUGUGUAGACUCCGAUAGGACACUCAUAACCAAUAUGUAAAGUCAAAAUACGGUAGUAGAUAAGAUAACUGGCACUCGAUGUUUGAAAUAGUCAUAAAAUGCUAUACUUAGAUUAGUGAACGUUUAGCACACUCUUGAAAUUAAGACUUUAAUAUGCAGGCUCCUAGAGAAGUUUAUAGGAGCAGUAAAAUGCAUGAUACAUUUUCUUGUUAUACCUGCCAGAAUUAUCACUACCCCAAAAAAUUAUGAAUUAUCAAAUAUUUAGCAUUUCAAUAUUUCUUUGACGCAAGAGUGUUAGGCUUCUAUGUACAAAAUUACAACAAUGUGUAUGGUUAAUGUCUAUCAACCUUGUGCAAUUUAUUUUCAAUUGAAGGGUGCUUUUGUCUGCAUGUGGGAAGUCUGUAUACUCAUUGUAAAAAUUGACAUUUGAUUAACAAAAAGGUAUACAGUAAUAACAAAUGAAUGGAGGUUACCAGUAUUUUGCAGCAAAUGUAAAUGUAUAUUAUAGAAAUCUAAAAUGAUCUAUAUAGUUAGCAAAUCUCAUGCAAUCAUUUUCACAGUCACCCAUAAACUACAGUACAUGGAACAUUGACAUCACAAAACUAACAGCAAUAUACUGUAUACUGUAUGUGUCAGGGUUGGGGUCAAUUCUGAUUCAAAAAAUGUUUUAAAGGAGAGUGGAAUUCCAUUAUCCAUAAGUAUCUUCUGAAUCUUUAUUUAGACAGUGAAGAAUUAGAUAGGGAACACAGGCAAGGAGGAGGGAAGUCAGCAAGGUAAAUGG